Histoplasma capsulatum G186AR is the source of this 768-nucleotide messenger RNA. RefSeq lists its product as uncharacterized. NCBI's taxonomy places the organism in Eukaryota, Fungi, Ascomycota, Eurotiomycetes, Onygenales, Ajellomycetaceae. The record is from RefSeq and is a predicted model, not a curated record. The transcript has 4 exons. Bases 1 to 768 code for a protein of 255 amino acids.
AUGACCGUUUCAGGGUUGGAGUUGCGGAGACCGGUGUUGGUUUGCGCAGUGCACUCUUCAAAGGUGGAGUAUUUGAACGGGGACGCGCACCUAAAGUUGGAGGUGGGGGUGCGGGAGGGACUACUGAUAGAGGAGCAUUUGCUUAUAGUACUGAAGCCGGACAGAGAGCGGGUACCCAGCUUCGUGUUGGAAGUAAUUGUGCAAAUUCAACCAGGUCUGCCGGACAGUGUGCUGCGAAGCCUGUGCCUGGCCACCGUUGUCCAUUGCAAUGAACGCUUCAUUGAUCACCCGGGUAGUAUGGUGAAGGCUCACCCCGACGACCAACUCUACAUCAUUGUUAAUGUAGAUAAAGUUAGAUCUGAGCGGGGAAUUGUGGAGAGUUUCCAGAGAACGGAGACUGGCACAGAUCGUAAAGAACUCUGUGACUACGGAGGUGAUAUUGGAAGCAUCAUCCGGCACAUAGGCGACAAAUUUGCUGAAGGUGCUCGCGACAUUCUCAGCAUCCAGAGCUGCUUGGAUGAAACUCAUACUGGCGCAGUUGAUGACGGGGUCAACGGAAGACGCCCAUCACAGGCAAAAGAUUUGGGUGGGGGACAUUUACAUCUGAGCUUUCUGGAAGGGGUGAAACUUAAAAAGAUAUGGGAUGGAUUAUGGGCGUUGUUUGUUUGUUGCCAGGUUGCCAGAUGCUUCAGCAAAAACAAACAAUUCACUCUCUUAUCUUUUGGGCCUUUCACCAGCCUGGGAACUGAAGCCCCGUUCUUGAUCUAA